UCAAGGGACAUUUCAGUCAAAUCGAAUUUCACGCCAUUGACCCAAGUCUUUCUAGUAAAAUCCAAGGCUCCAAGCUCAGCUGCACUGCGCUCUCACUCUCUUCCGACUCAAAGAAAGUCAUCGCUGCGAAGAGUAACUAAGCCACGCUCUCAUGUUGCUGCUUCCGCGAAUGUCUUCAAAGCUAGCACGAUCAUUGCUGCUUCUGCUUUUCGCAUUUUCGAUCUGCGAUGCGGUCGCGCUUCCCGGCCCUAUCUCCGAUCGUCACCGUUCUGCUGCUUUGGAGCUCUUCGCCCCUCAGCACGGUUCAUUUGCAAGUUUAGAAGAAUCCUAUGAGGCCCUUAGAAUCUUUGAGAUUCUUGCGGUUAGGGAGAAGCCUGAUGUGAGGGCAACAACUUGUCCAAAAGUGUUGGAAAAUCUUGUCUCAUCCACCCCACUGAAGGAUUUGUUCUAUGCCUUAAAAGUUAAUGGCAUAUUAAAAUGCAAGGUUAAUGGUGACAUUUUCAAGGAUAUUGCUUCGAGACUUAAAGCUACUGUCAAGGAUGCAAAGACUUUAAUUGACCUGUAUUACUCAAUAGGAAGUUUGCUUCUUAUAAAGGACCAGGCUUCUGAUGUUGAUGUGCUUCUUGCCGAUGCUGAUGGGACCUUCCACUCAAUCAAGGCGCUAAGCCAAAGUGAUGGAAAAUGGCGCUAUACUGAUAAACCAGAAUCUAGUACUUAUGCUGCAGGAUUGGCUCUAGAAGCACUGGCUGGAGUGAUCACAUUAGCGUCUUCUGAGAUUGAUCAGUCUAGGGUCAAUUUAGUGAAAAAUGAUAUACUGAAGCUUUUUGACAGCAUUGAAAAAUAUGAUGAUGGAACUUUUUAUUUUGAUGAGAAACUGGUUGGUGGACAUGAGCAUCAAGGUUCUAUUUCCACAACUUCUUCAGUUGUUCGUGGGGUUUUCGCAUUUGCUGCUGUAACUUCUGGAAAAAUAAAUCUUCCAGGUGAUAAAAUAUUGGGCUUAGCAAAAUUUUUUCUGGGCAUUGGAAUCCCAGGAGAUGCGAAGGACUUAUUCAAUCAAAUAGAAUCAUUAGCUCUUCUAGAGAGCAACAGGAUUUCCAUUCCGUUGAUAUUGUCACUUCCUGCAAGUGUUUAUUCAUUAUCAAAUAAAGAUCAACUCAAGGUUAGGGUGAAUACAGUGCUUGGUUCAGCUGCACCUCCUUUAACAGUUAAGCUUGUCCGGGCUUUCAGCACUGUUGCUAAAGAUUCGGCUGUUAUUCAGAACAAGGACCUCAAAUAUGACCAGAAUAGCGGACAUCAUGUAUUGGACGUUUUACCAGAUAAAGUGGAUGUGGGUAUUUAUGUGUUUGUUUUUGAGAUGGUGCUUCAUGAUGCUGACGGAGAAAAAGUCUAUGCUACCGGAGGCCAAAUUCAUGUGCCAAUAUAUGUCACUGGCAUUGUUAAAGUUAGCAAUGCAGAAAUUGCAGUUCUGGACAAUGAUCUUGGAAGUAUUGAAACCCAGAAAACGCUAGAUUUGGCUGGAAAUGACAUUGUUUCGCUCUCAGCUAACCACCUGCAAAAAUUCCGUUUUUCUUUCCAAUUGACAACCCCUCGUGGUCAUGCAUUUAAGCCUCAUCAGGCAUUUCUCAAGUUGAAACAUGAGACAAAGUAUGAGCACAUCUUUGUUGUUGGAAAUGCUGGCAAGAAAUUCGAGAUUGUUCUUGAUUUUCUUGGCUUGGUGGAGAAAUUUUACUAUCUCUCUGGCAGAUAUGACAUUGAGCUGACUGUUGGUGAUGCUGUCAUGGAGAACUCUUUCUUACGGCCACUUGGCCAUCUUGAAUUAGAUCUUCCAGAAGCACCUACUAGCAAGGCACCCCGUCUUCCUCCACUAGCUGUUGAUCCAUACACGAGAUAUGGGCCCAAAGCUGAGAUAACCCACUUAUUCAGGACUCCUGAAAAACGACCACCAACACAACUCUCUCUUAUUUUCUUGAGUUUGACCCUUCUGCCCUUAAUUGGCUUUUUGGUUGGG
Messenger RNA from Arachis ipaensis, 2008 nucleotides. Its product is annotated as dolichyl-diphosphooligosaccharide--protein glycosyltransferase subunit 2. Gene Ontology annotation, cellular component: oligosaccharyltransferase complex; membrane. NCBI's taxonomy places the organism in Eukaryota, Viridiplantae, Streptophyta, Magnoliopsida, Fabales, Fabaceae. Gene Ontology annotation, biological process: protein N-linked glycosylation. The record is from RefSeq and is a predicted model, not a curated record.